AUGUCUUCUUCAGACAUGCACAAGAACCCGGACUCCUUCGGGCUGGCCGCAGACAGACAUCUGGAAACCGCCUCCUCUGUAUCAUGGGAGAACUCACCAAAGGAACCCUUUGUGACCCGCUUUAUCGACUCUUUCAAGCCAUAUCAGUUGGAAGAUGAUGGUGUUGACACUUCGCAUAUGACGGAGAUGGAGAAGUCUAUCUACGCUACCGCCAGACAUCCGUUGGCCAGAAGAUUGAAGAGCAGACAUUUGCAGAUGAUUGCAAUUGGAGGUGCCAUCGGUACUGGUUUGUUCGUUGGAAGUGGUUACGCCUUGUUCUUGGGUGGUCCCGCUGGUCAGUUGAUUGCGUACAUUUUGGUUGGUUUCUCGUUGUACUGUGUUGUGAAUGCUUUGGGUGAGUUGUCUGUGCAAUUCCCUGUGUCUGGUUCCUUCAAUGCAUUUUUUGCCCGUUUCAUUGAGCCUUCGUGGGGUUUCACCAUUGGUUUGAUGUAUGCAUUGACUUGGCUUAUUUCGUUCCCAUCGGAGUUGGUGGCUUGUUCGUUGACUAUUCAGUAUUGGAAUCAGUCCGUCAAUCCCGCAGUGUGGGUUGCAAUUUUCUAUGUCCUUAUUUGUGGUAUUAAUAUGUUCGGUGUUAUCGGCUACGGUGAGGUAGAGUUCGCUCUUUCCAUCAUCAAGGUCUUGGCCGUCAUCGGUUUCAUUAUCUUGGGUGUUUGCAUUAUUUGUGGUGUCGGUGACCAGGGUUACAUUGGUGGAAAGUACUGGCACAACCCAGGUGCUUUCAAUCACGGUUUCAAAGGUGUGUGUUCUUGUUUCAUCACCGCAGCCUUUUCUUUCGGUGGUAUCGAACUUGUAGCCUUGGCUGCCUCUGAAACCGCAAACCCUCGUAAGUCCUUGCCAAAAGCUACCAAGCAGGUGUUCUGGAGAAUCACCGUUUUCUACCUCGUCACUUCUGUGAUUAUUGGUUGUUUGGUUCCUUACGACAACGACUCCUUGCUUAACAGUGACUCUCAGGUCAACUCCUCUCCAUUCGUCAUUGCCAUUAGAAGCGCUGGUAUCAAGGUCCUCCCUGACAUUAUGAACGUCGUCAUUUUGAUUUCCGUUGUUUCUGUUGGUAACUCCUCCGUUUACGGAUGCUCUCGUACCCUUGCCUCUUUGGCAGUGCAAGGCUUGCUUCCAAAAUCUGUAGGUUACAUUGACAGAAAGGGAAGACCUCUUGUUGCCGUUAUGAUCACUAAUAUUUUCGGUCUUCUUGGUUUCUUGGCUGCCGACGCUAAACAUCAAUCGAACGUUUUCACUUGGCUCUUCUCUAUCUGUUCUCUUGCCGCUUUCUUUACUUGGGCAUCCAUUUGUCUCAUUCACAUCAGAUUCAGAAUGGCUUUAUCUGCUCAGGGUAGAUCCACGGAUGAGGUUAUUUUCACUUCGCCUUUGGGCAUUUACGGCUCUAUUGCCGGUUUUAUUAUUUUGAUCUUGAUCAUUAUUGGACAAAUUUGGAUUUCUAUCUGGCCAAUUGGCGUCGAUGGUGCCAGCAACGUCACCUUCUGGAAACAGUGUCUUUCGUUGCCUCUACUCCUUGUCAUUUGGGCCUCUUUUAAGACAUACAAGCGCACCUGGAACUUACUUUGGAUCAGGUUGGUUGACAUCGAUCUCGACUCCGGAAGAAGAGAGAUGGACAUUGAAGUUAUCAAGCAAGAGUUGGCAGAUGAGAGGGCUUUGCUCAAGCUGAAGCCUCUUUGGUAUAGAGUUUCCAACUUUUUCUGUUAG
Australozyma saopauloensis is the source of this 1761-nucleotide messenger RNA. RefSeq names its product Gap4p (gene GAP4). Gene Ontology annotation, cellular component: membrane. Gene Ontology annotation, biological process: amino acid transmembrane transport. Lineage: Eukaryota; Fungi; Ascomycota; Pichiomycetes; Serinales; Metschnikowiaceae. The record is from RefSeq and is a predicted model, not a curated record. Gene Ontology annotation, molecular function: amino acid transmembrane transporter activity. The coding region runs from base 1 to 1761 and encodes 586 amino acids. The transcript has a single exon.